AUGGCGGACGAGGUGGUCCUGCUGGAUUUCUGGCCCAGCAUGUUUGGGAUGAGGGUCAGGAUCGCGUUGGCUGAGAAGGGGAUCAAGUACCAGUACAAGGAGGAGGACCUGAGGCACAAGAGCGAGCUGCUUCUCAAGAUGAACCCGGUUCACAAGCAGAUCCCGGUUCUCAUCCACAGCGAGAGGAAGCAGUGCGUGUAUGGAGUUGGAAGGAAGUUGUGGGCCACAAAAGGAGAAGAGCAGGAGGCAGCAAAGAAGGAAUUCUUGGAAAUAUUUAAGACAUUGGAGAGUGAGCUUGGUGAAAAGCCUUACUUCGGCGGUGAAACAUUUGGGUUUGUUGACCUCUCAUUCGUCACAUUUUAUAGCUGGUUUUAUGUGUAUGAGACUUUUGGAAAGUUCAGCAUGGAGGCAGAGUUCCCCCAGAUUGUUGCAUGGGUUAAGAGGUGCAUGCAGAAGGAGAGUAUCGCCAACACUCUUCCUGACCAGAAGAAGAUUUAUGAGUUUGUCUUAGAGUUGAAGAAGAUCUUUGGUUUGGAGUAGAGUAAAUGGUCUUGUGAGAUUGUUUCGCGUCUGUGUCCCGAGUGUUAUGUCAAAAGAGCAUGUGUG
Messenger RNA from Corylus avellana, 606 nucleotides. NCBI's taxonomy places the organism in Eukaryota, Viridiplantae, Streptophyta, Magnoliopsida, Fagales, Betulaceae. The record is from RefSeq and is a predicted model, not a curated record.